AUGCACGGCCGCAAGCGCUCCGAGUACAAAAGCUUGCAGCGAGAUCCCAAGGUCGCCGCGGGAUUAGCCGCCAAAGCGGAGAAAUGGCACGCACUGAAUGCGAAACUGGCGUCGUCCCGGGCAACACCAACGGCAACCGAAACGACGUUCCAGUCCGACGAUACCCACGUACAGAACACGUUGGCUUUGUCGGAAAAGCUCUUGAUCGUCAAUCCAGAUCCUUUGUAUUUAUGGAACCAUCGACGAGAGAUACUGAUUCAACAAAAAGGAAGGGCCUUCUCUAUCGAACAGGAAUUAACAUUGACCGCGACAGCUUUACAAAACAAUCCCAAAGCCUACGGAGCCUGGUUUCAUCGCAAAUGGAGUUUGACUAGGACAGUGACCGAAGUUGGGUCGGACGAGGCUCUCUUGCUAUCCGCAGAACUGGCCUUGACCGAAAACGUUUUGCAACGAGACGAACGAAAUUUCCACUGCUGGAACUACCGACGGUUUGUGGUCUCCCUACUACUACAGGGUCAAAAUGAAAUUUUGGAGGCCGAAUGGGACUUUACCAACAACAAAAUUCGAGAAAAUUUUUCAAACUUUUCCGCUUUUCAUUAUCGUUCUAAACUGUGGCACUGGAAGCUCUCCGGCACGGUUGAUAAGCAAGCCUUGAUGCGUGAGGAAAUGGCACUAGUGGAAAACGGUAUCUUUACGGAACCAGACGACCAAACCUGUUGGUGGUACCAUCGCUUUCUGCUCCAGCAGUUGGAUUCGGAACACGAUUCGCCCUGGUCCACAGCUAUGAUUGCCGAUCAUUUGGUAUUACUGGAAGAAUUAGGGGCCGAAGUCGAGUCAGCCUCCAAGUGGGUAUGUCUGGGCACGUGGCACGUUUUACAAGUCAUGGAGGACACCGGUGCAGAGAUCGCACAGUAUCGCCAAACCAAACUGAAAGAACUGAUGGAACUGGACCCAGACCGUAGACAGCGAUACCAAUAUCUAUUGCGGCAACUCUCGGGCUGCUGA
This is a messenger RNA of Phaeodactylum tricornutum CCAP 1055/1, 1005 nucleotides long. RefSeq lists its product with no specific name. The record is from RefSeq and is a predicted model, not a curated record. Gene Ontology annotation, cellular component: cytoplasm; Rab-protein geranylgeranyltransferase complex. Gene Ontology annotation, biological process: protein geranylgeranylation. Bases 1 to 1005 code for a protein of 334 amino acids. Gene Ontology annotation, molecular function: Rab geranylgeranyltransferase activity. The transcript is spliced from 2 exons. NCBI's taxonomy places the organism in Eukaryota, Bacillariophyta, Bacillariophyceae, Surirellales, Neidiaceae.